AUGACCGAGCCUCGCAAAAUUCACGAUCUCGCCUACAUUGACAUACAACACGAUACCACAGCCGUCUUUGAUGAUAUCGAGCAGGGUUCAGUGGUGAAGGAGGACUUCUGGGUAUCCGGAUAUCAGACUGGUUCGACUUCGGUGCAUGGAAGAGUCAAAGUCGAAUACGAAGACGGGGGCCGGAUCAGCGUCACCCCAAGAGAUGGUGUACAAGUGGACAGGAUAACACAAUCUGAUUUCAUUGUGGAUAUUCCGUCUCUCUCCAUCUCCCGCCGAGCAGUCCAAUUUCCCAAACAGGCCAUUCAUCCUCCCUACAAGAAGAAGUCGGAUCUAGAUCCCCCUCUGCAAAUCAAUGACUUGUCUAUCAAUCCUAAAACACCACAUAUAGUUGUGGGAGGCCCAGACGGAUACUGCGCUAUCCUUCCGACGAGUAUCAGCGCCAACGUGAACAAGGAGGCUGUCAAGCUCGAGGGUCAUGUUGGAGAUGUCCGUUCUGUCCAAUGGUUCCCUAGUGGCGAAGUCAUUCUCACAGCAUCCUCAGACCUCUCCCUCCGCAUCUUUGGUCUCACCGGCGUCAACCCCCGCACAUUCCGAGGCCACACUCGCGCCAUCACUUCUUCUCUCAUCAUUGGUGUCGGAAAGAAUGUGCUCUCUGGUAGUAAGGAUGGGACGGUCAGACUUUGGGACGUUGCUCAAGGCAAGGAGGUGAGGCAGUGGGCGGUCGGGGGGAACAAGUUGUAUCCGGCGGAAGGAUUGACGUUGCUGGAAGAUCACAAAAGCCUGAAGGCUGUGGGGUUGGAAGGGCAAGAACGGGUGUUGCUGGUUCAGACGCAGGAAGGGGUUUGGGUGCAACCUGAAGAAGGCGAGGGAUGGCUGGUCGAGCUCGAAGGGCAGCUGAGUGCGUUGGCACUCGACAAGGAGAGCGGGGCAUUAGCAUUAGGUUACAAGAGCGGGGUGAUUGAGGUCGUGGAAAUUGCGAGAUUGGCGAAGGAGGCGUAUACCGGCAAGAGAAGUACGAUUCGCCGAAACGAAAGCCCCAUCUACUCCCUCGCCCUCGUCGCUGAUUCCCAGACUUCCGAGUCGAAUCUCUUUGUGGGCACCGCUGCUGGCCUCCCCUGUCGUCUGAGGAUCAAGCCAGUCGCGGAUGGUUUCGAGGUGACUGUCACGAAUGAAUUGGCCGGGUGGGAUGCUGUGGGGGUCGAGUGUAUCCAGGUAGGUAGUGAUGGGAGUGUUUGGUGCGGCGGCGGGGAGGGCGGGGUGAGGAGAUAUGUGGUCGCUUGA
Molecule: messenger RNA, 1281 nt
Organism: Cryptococcus wingfieldii CBS 7118
Lineage: Eukaryota; Fungi; Basidiomycota; Tremellomycetes; Tremellales; Cryptococcaceae
Exons: 6
Coding region: 1-1281 (426 amino acids)
Molecular function (GO): protein binding
Source: RefSeq, a predicted model, not a curated record